Messenger RNA from Penaeus monodon (black tiger shrimp), 3691 nucleotides. Its product is annotated as IQ and AAA domain-containing protein 1-like. The coding region runs from base 1 to 2511 and encodes 836 amino acids. The record is from RefSeq and is a predicted model, not a curated record. Gene Ontology annotation, molecular function: protein binding; ATP hydrolysis activity; ATP binding. NCBI's taxonomy places the organism in Eukaryota, Metazoa, Arthropoda, Malacostraca, Decapoda, Penaeidae. The transcript has 21 exons.
AUGUCGUUCAGAACAUAUAACGCCUUGUGGGCAGACGCUCAGGACGACUUGGGUGUCGUUCUCGAAAAAGAUCAAGAACUUCAUGGAACUUUCCACCAAGACCAACGCGCUGAUGUCAUCCACCGGCUGAAGCGAGUCUACGUGCAAUACCUAGGAGUCGCCCGCAAGCUGGAUACGUGCUACGACCUCCUCCUGCACCCUCAGAAGCGCCUCCUCCUUCGGCGCCUGCUCGACAGCAUCAUCAGCAGGAUAGUGGAAAUGAAGCACGAGUUGGUCGCGCUGGACCUGAGCGACAUCCAGCACUGCGACGACAUCAUGGCGGAACUUGGCCUGACGCCCGAGGACAUGGAGGUGCCCAUUCCGACCUACAUCAGGAGGGAGAGAGCCGAACUCAUUAACGAGAUUGUAGAUCUGGAUUCUUUUAUAUCAUCCUCGCUCGAAUUCGUAGCUGUGAACCGAUAUCAUAUCCGAGCUAAUGGAUCUCUGGAUUUCCAAUUACAGCGGAACAUUUUCAUAGACGACUGCCUUCGCCGAGCUGGAUUGGAAGCAGUGUCAGAGGAUGAAUUCUCUCCUCUGACUGUCUCGGAAGCGAUCCUGCUCCUUCAGAAGCACGAGAGAGCCAAGCAAGGUCGCGCCAAAGCCGACCACCGCAGGGACAUGCUCGCAAAACAGGAACGCGAGCGAGGGCGCGGACGGCAGCAGAUGUCCAUGGAGGCAGCUGUAGUGAAGCUGCAAGCAGUGACCCGAGGCAUGCUGGCGCGCCGUAUCGUGAGGGAGAUGCGGUACCAUGAAGAGCUUUUCCUCGGCCUGCGCCCCGACCCGAGCCUGGACCGCAGCUGGGGUUCCAAGCUGGAGAAAGUGAAGCAGGCGAGGUACCGGGCGCAGGAGGAGAGGAAGAAGGAGCUGGAGGAAACCGAGAAACGCAUCCAGACGAAGAUCAUCUACGAGGAAGGGUCGCAUCUCCUCACCACCAUGGAAGACAAGAUCAGGGAAUGGAUGUUCAGCAAAAAACACGAGACAGGCAAGUUCCCCGACCUUCCUGACGAAGAGGAGGGAGGAUCUUCCAGCAUAGUGGGAAUGGCGAGGCCUGACGACGAUAUGGCCAGUGAGGACGCUCGGUCUGUUGAGAAGAAAGAGGCCGAAGAGAGGGACUGUACGAUUCUUAAGUUCUGUGUCGUGACCAGAUUUUUAGGACAUAUUCAGGGGAAGAGCGAGCGUGAAAAGGCGCGAGAACAAGCGAAGCAGAAGAAGAAGAAAGAGGAAGAGGAUCGAUCCAUAAGCCUUAAGCCUUCAAGUUUUGUUAGCGAUAUUCAAUCUUCGUGUGAGAAGUACCAGGACGUGUGGGUGGUGAGGGAUAUCGAGAGGAACCCGAAGGAGCAUCCCGAGAAGGACAUGAUCGAGACGGAGCAAAGGGCAAAGGUCGAAGUCGAGAUCAGGAGACAAGUGGACUAUCUCAUGAGGCAAGAACUGCAGCGUCUCAAGGAGGACGUGGAGGGCGAGAAGCGAGGCGCCAAGAAGAAGAAGCGAGUGAAGAAGGGCGGAAAGAAAGGCAGGAAACGGAAGGAGAAGGACUUGACUCCGGACCGAACAACAGAGUCCUUAUUCGAGGAGCUGGUUCUUAACGGUAUUAUCAAGAAGGUCCCUGAGGUGCGGCUGAAGGAUAUCUACGGCAACAUCAACCUCGUCGGGUCGGAGGUGGUGACCAAGACCAAGUAUCCUCUGCCAGCUCUCGGGGACAUCAAGAACAUCCUUGCCGAGUACGUGGUGCUCCCCCUUGGUGUGCAGGCAGUGCAUGAGCAGGUACAGUUGGUGAGAAGUGUCCUCGUGUGUGGCCCUCGAGGCUGUGGGAAAACAAGUCUCGUGCACGCGCUGGCGUACGAGGCCGGCGCCACGCUCAUGGACCUCACGGCUACCAACAUUGUGGGGCGUUAUCCAGGCAGGGCUGGCCUUAACAUGCUCACGCACCUUGUCAUGAAGGUGGGACGGCUGCUGCAACCCACGCUCGUGCUCAUUGAUAACGCCGACAAAAUGUUCCUGAAGAAAGGCAAUGCUGACCUCUUACAGGACAGUCCCUCGCCCGCGGCAAAGAUGACGCAUCUAAAUGGACUCAAGACAGAUCGUGUUUACGAACCACCAAUGCCCUGGAACUGCGACGUCAAGCUGUCUCCUCGGCUGGACAUCGGAGGUCUUGCCCGGAUAACUGACGGCUUCACUACAGGCCAUAUUUGCAGCGUCGUGAGUCAAGUAGUCACAGAACAGCGUCUCGCCAAGCAAGAUAAAUCACCACUGACAGCGGUUGAAUUCGUGGUGCCCUUGAGCAAGAUAGAACCCAUCUACAAGGAGGAAGAGGAGGCGAUGCGGGCGUGGUUCCAGAAGACGCCCAUCAUGAAGAAGAGAGGCAAGAGUCUGGAGGAGGAGCUGGAGGCGAUGGGCCUGAAGGGGAAAGGCGGCAAGAAGAACGAACCCAAAAAGAAGUCGAAGGGAAAGAAAGGAAAAAAGAAGAAGAAAUAGAUGGAUAAAUGAUGGCGUGAAAGGCUUCAGAGAAACAUCACUAUUACUUCUGGUACUGAGGUUACUUAUACGAAUCAAAGGACCUAAAAAAAAUCAUCUGGGCUUGUGUACCGAGAUGGUAUCAUACCCAAGUCUUCCAGGAAAGUAUGCUGUCUUGAUAUACUACUAUACACAAGCAUCAUACAAUAAAAUACGAAAGUAUUAUUUGAUUAAAAAAAAAGACACGACGUUCUUUGUUGUUUGUUUUUUUAUUGAUUAAUAACAUAACACAAGGCGUCCCUUAGUCAAGACAAUUGUUACAACACACUGCAGGCGCCUUCCUUAACGCUAAGACAUGACUCUUUCAUUCUGUACCCUCGCCUGGUCGCUUGAGUCUCCCGUGCGACGAUGGGUAUGACAAAGGCUUUCAUGAAUCUCACAUAACGUUCCUAUAAAUACUGACUUUGUAAAGUUAAUGAUUGGGUAAAUGUGAAGCAGACUCUUGCUGUACAUUCUUUGAUACUGUUUUGUAUGUUGGUAUUAUUAAGUACAAUAUAUUACACUGCCUAUUGUGUGCUUAGGGAAAGAGUGUAUUGAGGGAGUGAGUAUUAUUAACCUUACUCUUAUGGUAAUAUCGGAUUAACCUACAUUAGUACAUUGGUUUUAAAAGAGAAGUUAAUUUAUUAUACCGAUUCAGCAUUACUAUAUGCAGGCGUGUUUAGUUACUGAAAGUGAUUUCUGGAGUUAUCCAGUUCAUUAACAUCUUUUUCUCGACUUGUUGGUAUUAGUUUAAAAUCCCGAGGUUAAUAUGAAGCAACAAGGGGAGAAGCGAAGGGAGUGAAAAAGGCAGGGCAUUUGGGAAGAGACGGAAAUGAAAGGAAACGGAGAAACUAGCCAUGUACAUUGCCUGAGUCAACGUAGAAAAGACCGAGAGAGGUAAGUGAAAAAAAGGAAAAUAUUCACGAAAACGAAGAGAGAGGGAGCAAAGGAAUUCCCUUCUACACUGAAUCUGCAACACAGGUUUACGGUUGUUCAGCUCCAGUGAGGUUGUUGGGGAAAUACUUUCUGUGUCUACACAUCAGACUCAUAUUACUAAGCAUGAUGGCAGUCAGAUUUAGAAAGUAACACUUUGCACUGGAAAUGGCCUUAUCAAUUCGUACCUAUUAUUAUACAAGCUUCAAUAAAACUGAUGUUUACUUAU